Molecule: messenger RNA, 1099 nt
Organism: Mesocricetus auratus (golden hamster)
Lineage: Eukaryota; Metazoa; Chordata; Mammalia; Rodentia; Cricetidae
Product: probable inactive serine protease 58
Exons: 5
Coding region: 261-1001 (246 amino acids)
Biological process (GO): proteolysis
Molecular function (GO): serine-type endopeptidase activity
Source: RefSeq, a predicted model, not a curated record
UUUAGUGUCACACAGGAAGCACCAAGGCCAGCGCUGGGUCUUGCUCUGCAGCCACAUCAGACUCGGAUCCUGGUGACGCCCAUACGUCUUGAUAGAUGAGACCCUGAGAAAAUAGUUUGAAGGUUUUCAUAAGACCUUUGUCUACUGCCUCCUGCCAUAGUGUUUCUUCUCCAGACAUUCUGGUCAAGGUGUGAGGUCUCCAAGUUGGGACAAUUUACAGUGUGGCCACCUAGUCUGCUCUGGUGACAUCAUAGCUUGCCAUGAAGAUUUUUCUCAUCCUCACUCUCUUGGGUGCAGCAGAAGUCACUUUAGGAGAAUAUCAAGACUCAGAUGAAAACUUACCAGAUGAUUUUAACAUUCCUUACAUGGCCUAUUUGCAAUCCAAGCCAGAACCUUGUGUGGGGACUCUCAUUGACCAUCAGUGGGUACUCACUGCCGCUCAUUGUUCCUUACCAGCUAAAAUCCGACUGGGAGUUCAUCAACCCACCAUCAAAAAUGAGAGAGAGCAGACAUAUACUUACUCACUGACUGUAGUCCAUCCUAAUUUUGACGCAAAUUUGCGGAAAAAUGACCUGAUGCUGAUAAAACUCUCUUAUCCUGCUGCUAUCAAUAUGCAUGUGGGAACCAUAGCCAUAGCUAUGGAAGCCAUGACAUUUAAUGAAACCUGCUUUAUACCAACAUGGACCUGGAACAGCUACAAUAACGUCAGCGAUCCUGACGUCCUGACAUGGACAAAUCAGUAUUUGCUUUCCCCACACGACUGCUGGAACACUCUCCAAAAACAGAAACAGGAAACAAGGAUGAACAUCAUGUGCAUAGGACGUUCACUUAAUGUCAUAACUUCAAUUAAGGAGGUCUCUGCUGCUCCAGCCAUCUGCAACGGGAGGCUUCAUGGGAUAUUGUCCUGGGGGAAAGCAGGCAUAACCAAGGGGAGUCUAGGCUUCUUCACUGAAAUUCACCCUUAUGCCAGAUGGAUCUUGAAAAUGAUGCAUUCCCACUGAGAAGCAGUACCACUCAGUGCAAAAACAAUGCAGUCUCUGCAAUGAAUUAACAGUUCUUCAAAAUCCAAAACACCCAAUAAAAUGACCCCAGAAAUUUA